Durio zibethinus is the source of this 2856-nucleotide messenger RNA. RefSeq lists its product as uncharacterized. NCBI's taxonomy places the organism in Eukaryota, Viridiplantae, Streptophyta, Magnoliopsida, Malvales, Malvaceae. The record is from RefSeq and is a predicted model, not a curated record.
AAUAAUGAUUCAGAAAUUACAGGUUUCAAGGCCUUGGCCUUGUAUUUUGAUUCAUCAUCGUAAGUCUGAUCUUCAUAAACACAAUGAAAGAAUAGUUGUCAAAAGAAGUAAUAAUAAAAAAUGACAUUUGGUACUACUAAUAAUAGUACCUAAAAGCAUACGUUUUUUUCCUCCCCCUUAAUCCUAUUGCCUCUACUAGCUUCCGAUUGGUAUAACAUGAUGAUGGUGCCAAAUUGCCAAUCAUAAUAGUAGUUUGCUUCAGUUUUAAUAUAUUAAUUAAUAUUUUUUAAAUUCUGAUUCCAUGGUGGAUAAGUUCCCUUUGUGUGCGCACCUCGUAUCUUGGGAGAAAGAAAACGUCUCUAGUGAAGCUUUGGAGGUUGCUCGAAUUGCUUCCAACAGAUAUGUAAGUUUGCAGGAAAGGAUGCCUUCCAUGCGAGUCCGUUCAUCCGUUCCAUGUCUUGCGUGUCAACAAGAUACUUUCCUUUGCUGGAGCUACUAGGCUUCAAACUGGCAUGCGAGGUGCUUUUGGCAAUUACAGGGCACUUGUGCUAGGGUACACUGGUCACGCUAUCCUUUUCGUUUGUUGCAGCGAUAUUACACUUAUAAAUUAUUUUAAUUUCAUAUCUUUCAAACGUUAAUUCUAAUGUCAAAUUAAUUGCUUCAAAGAUAAAUUGAUUAAUACUUUUUAAAUAUUAAAUUUUUGUUUUGGUCAAUAAAAUAGUAAAUAUAAUAUAAAUAGUUUUAGAGCAGUUAUUAGCAAAAAGUACAAGUAAAAAUGGGAGGAAAAUAUUAAUAAAGUAGCAUUCUUGCUCCAACACCCCACCAUUGUCCCAUGGAAUGAGGAGUAAUUUUUCAUCUUAUGUAUCCUUUCACAACGAGAAAUAAGAAAGAAAGCCCAUAAGCCCAAAAUUAUAAUUUGUAAGUGAAGUGAUAGGGAUUAUGGAUCCAUCCAGUGAGAGUAAAUAGUAAAAAAAAAUAGUAGUGCGGUAAGUAAUGUGUGAUUAUACAGUGUAUGUGAAUGGGCCUAUGGGCUUCUGUAAGAUGCAAGUGAAGUAGAAAUGGGGAAAUAGGUGUAGAAUUGGAUUAGAAAUUAGAUGAUAAUUGGUGGGCGGUGAGGGUUGACGUCGUAUUGCUGAGUGGCUGAGUAACCAGAAAACAGUGUGAAACAGGUUUUUAAGGGAAACUUCGAAAUUGAAAGAAAUUUCCUUUCGGCCUUCGGGAAUUGGGAGUAAAAAUAUAGAUUGGGACUUGGGAGAUUGAAGCAGGAACUAAAAAAGUAGAGUAAAUGGAUUGAGCAAAGAAACAGGAAUAGGAAAUGGCUUACAGAAGGAGGCAGCAGCAGCAGGGAAUCUCGACAUCAGCAGCAGCAGCAGAUGAUUUGGUAGAUGUAGAAGUGGAUGCGGCCAAAGCCAUAAGGGCAUCUUCCGCCCACAAAGAUUCUUCUCUCUCUUCCGCUUACGGCUAUGGUUCCCUUCAUUCCUCUUCUGCCUCUCCUCUCUACGCCGCCACCGCUACACCCACCCCCAAGGAUUUCCCGUCCCACGAAUACGAAUCCAUGAAAAGUUUAAAUGAAUCCAAGCAAGGAUUUUGGGGUUCUCUUGCUAGAAAAGCUAAAGCCUUUUUGGAUGAUGAUAAUGUGCAACACGAAUUUGAGUCCGAUGGACGACCUAAAUCAAAGCUGCCUCAGAGGCAAACGCCAGAAAAGUACCAUAAUAUAUACCAGUCACAUGAUAGGCAGCACAAAACAGACAAUCCCACAUUGCAGAGGCAGCACAAAACAGACAAUCCCACAUUGCAGAAGGGCCUAGGUGCAAUUGCAUCAUCCCUGAAUUACAUUGGUAAUGCUGUUGAGGAGGGUCUUACAAUUGUGGAGAACCGGACUGCAGGCAUCAUUCAAGAAACCCGCAAGCACAUAAGGAAAAAGCCUAGUGGUUCUGGGGCACAAAAUCAGGCUGCUAAACAGCCACAAAUGCAGCACCAUGUACGAACACCGGGGCAAGCUGAUCAAGAAAUUCAAUUGAAGGCAUCUCGCGACGUUGCAAUGGCUAUGGCUGCCAAGGCAAAGCUUCUUCUUCGAGAGUUAAAAACUGUCAAAGCUGAUUUGGCUUUUGCAAAGGAGAGAUGUGCUCAGCUGGAGGAGGAAAAUAGAAUCCUUCGUGAGAAUCGUGAAAGAGGAGACAACCCAGAAGAUGAUGAGUUGAUACGUCUUCAACUUGAGACGCUGUUGGCAGAGAAGGCACGACUGGCUCAUGAGAAUUCUAUCUAUGCACGUGAGAAUCGCUUCCUGAGGGAGGUUGUUGAAUAUCACCAACUCACUAUGCAGGAUGUUAUAUAUUUGGAUGAGAGCACUGAAGAAGUCACUGAAGUUUACCCUAUCAAGGUACCAUCAUUACCCAAUAUGAACUCCAUGCCUGCUACAUCAAGUGCAUUACCAUCUGAGUCAUCUCUUGACACAAGCCUGCAAAUAACUCGGAAUAUCUCUGUCUGCCCUGUGCCACCCCCGGAGUUUGCAGAAGGUUCCCAAAGUUCCACCCAGCCAAGCUCUCAAGUUCAUCUUUAGGUGGCAAAGUAUGCUAAAUAGACAUCCAAACUUUCGGUUUGGCCUCAUUCCUCGUUUAAUAUAUAUUAUACAUUUAUGAAGAAUUAAGAUGUUAACAAUAGUCUUUGAUUCACCUUUCUUAUUGGCAUUUUCCUGAAUUGUUUAAUUAUGAUCGUUCCCGUCUUGGUUGGUAUAUGGGGUUCUAUAACGUUUCGUUGUGUAUUUUAAGCCCUUUGGCUUGAUGAAUUGAUGGUCUAUUUCUGAAAGAUAUUGUGGUUUUAUGCAGUGAUAGAAACAAACUCAAGCUAUUAUUAUGC